AUGGAUAUCGCCCUUGAACUUUGGGACACCUUCAUUGGUGAUCGCUUCUACUCUGCUUUGCUUCCAGCAUCAGUUUCAUCUUCCGUUUCGCUGCCUGGCUUCGCCAAUGCUGCCAACAGCACCUAUUCCUUGUUUGGCGCAUCCAAACCGUUUGUCUACGAACCUGCCACACAAUUGAUUUACCUGGAGCCGUCAAAGUAUGCAUACAUGAGCGCUUGGCCUCGAAACAACAUCUAUCGGCAGUUCUUGAGUUUCUUCCUGAUUGUUUGGAUUUUCGGCAUUAUCACCUAUUUCAUUUCCGCCUCCCUGUCCUACAUCUUCAUCUGGGACAAGACGACUGUCCAGCAUCCGAAAUUUCUCAAGAACCAAAUCCCUAUGGAGAUUAGACAGACAAUGGAAUCGAUGCCCGUCAUGUCCUUUUUGACUGCCCCUUUCUUGGUUGCCGAAGUUCGGGGAUAUGCCAAACUAUACGAUACAUUCUCCGAAGAGCCCUUCUCCUAUUACAGUAUCUUGCAGUUCCCUCUCUUCAUUGCGUUCACCGAUCUUUGCAUCUACUGGAUUCACCGGGGUCUGCACCACCCGCGCAUCUACAAGACCCUGCACAAGCCUCACCACAAGUGGAUCAUGCCCAGCCCCUUCGCUUCGCAUGCGUUUCACCCCCUGGAUGGCUGGUCCCAAAGUGUCCCUUACCACCUGUUCCCGUUCAUCUUUCCUCUUCAGAAGCUUGCCUACGUGUUUCUCUUCGGAUUCAUCAACCUGUGGACCGUGUUGAUUCACGACGGUGAAUAUGUCGCCAACAGCCCUGUCAUCAACGGUGCUGCCUGCCAUACCAUGCACCACUUGUACUUCAACUACAACUAUGGCCAAUUCACUACUCUGUGGGAUCGCCUUGGUGGAAGCUACAGACAGCCAAACGAAGAGUUGUUCCGCCGUGAAACCAAGAUGGACAAGGAAGAGUGGAACAGACAGACCAAGGAGAUGGAAACUAUUCUCAAAGAUGUGGAGGGCGAUGAUGAUCGCAAAUACCUCUCACAAGAUGAGACCAAGAAAGAUCUGUGA
Aspergillus wentii DTO 134E9 is the source of this 1059-nucleotide messenger RNA. Its product is annotated as sterol desaturase family protein. The transcript has 2 exons. The coding region runs from base 1 to 1059 and encodes 352 amino acids. Gene Ontology annotation, biological process: lipid biosynthetic process. NCBI's taxonomy places the organism in Eukaryota, Fungi, Ascomycota, Eurotiomycetes, Eurotiales, Aspergillaceae. The record is from RefSeq and is a predicted model, not a curated record. Gene Ontology annotation, molecular function: oxidoreductase activity; iron ion binding.